Psammomys obesus (fat sand rat) is the source of this 768-nucleotide messenger RNA. RefSeq names its product preferentially expressed antigen in melanoma-like protein 7. NCBI's taxonomy places the organism in Eukaryota, Metazoa, Chordata, Mammalia, Rodentia, Muridae. The record is from RefSeq and is a predicted model, not a curated record. Gene Ontology annotation, cellular component: cytoplasm. The coding region runs from base 1 to 768 and encodes 255 amino acids. The transcript has 2 exons.
AUGAGAAAUCUUCACAAACUCUUACUGGCACCCGUCUCCAAGAACGUCUUCAAGAUUGGCAACAGGACAACAGACAUGGAAGAGAAGUGUAUCAACAAGUUCAUUUCUCAGUUCUCCAGAUUCAACUGUCUCCAGCACCUCUCCUUCAGGAGGGUCUACUUUCUCAGAAACCGCAUCAAACGGGUCCUCAGGUGCCUGAUGACCCCAUUGGAGACCCUGUCCAUCACUUACUGUGACAUUUUACAGUCAGACCUGAAUUACUUCUCUGAGUGUCUGAACCUCUUUCAGCUGAAACAUCUGGACAUGAAAGGUGUGGUUUUAGAGGCUUUGGAUCUCAUGCCUCUCCGAGUCCUCCUAGAGAAUGUGGCAGACACUUUGCAGUCCCUGGACAUGAAGUGUUGUAGGAUGAAGGACUCUCAUCUCGCUGUGCUCAUACCUGCCCUCAGCAAGUGCUCCCAGCUGGCCAAGGUCAUUUUCUAUUGCAAUGACUUCUCCAUGCCCAUCCUGAGGAACCUUUUGCAGCACACAGCCAACUGGAGCAAGAUAAAUGUGGAACAGUACCCUGCCCCUCUUGAGUGCUAUGACAACUUUGGUUAUGUCUCCACAGAGAGAUUUACCCAACUUUGUGCUGAGCAAAUAGAUAGACUCAGGGCCAUAAGGUGGCCCAAGAGCAUCUCCUUUGCUACACAUAUGUGCCCUAGAUGUGGAGAGCGCUGUGUCUAUGGCCGAAGAUUCAGACCUUGUCUUUGCCAGAGGAGGCGGCAAUAA